This is a messenger RNA of Phialemonium atrogriseum, 1582 nucleotides long. RefSeq lists its product as uncharacterized. Gene Ontology annotation, cellular component: nucleolus. Gene Ontology annotation, biological process: rRNA processing; negative regulation of transcription by RNA polymerase II. The record is from RefSeq and is a predicted model, not a curated record. The transcript has 3 exons. Bases 194 to 1462 code for a protein of 422 amino acids. Gene Ontology annotation, molecular function: DNA binding. NCBI's taxonomy places the organism in Eukaryota, Fungi, Ascomycota, Sordariomycetes, Cephalothecales, Cephalothecaceae.
CUCCGUCCGUUGUACGGAUCCGUAUGUCUCGACUGAUCUUCCACCCAGUAAGAAGCCGUUACACAAUAUAAGUUGCGAUAUCUGCAAAUAACCCAAAAGACACCACGGCCGCUCCCAUUCGUGCAAUUCGCCGCCAAUUAAACCAUUUUGCGUCAGACAGCGCAUCACUCAGCAUCAUUAUCCAGUGGGAAACAUGGUUUCCUUCUCCUGUGAGAACUGCGGCGAUGUUUUGACCAAGAAGAAACUUGACCCACAUCGAAACCGUUGUCGAGGGGCGACUUUUACCUGCAUCGAUUGCAUGGUCCAUUUCCCUGGCACUGAAUAUCGCGCCCAUACGAAAUACCAGGGCGCCCUGUAUAAGAACAAGAAAGCAAAAACGAGCAACUUCGUUGCGACACCCCCCGCACCACCAAAGACCAUGCCCCAACCUGCUUUUGUUGAGGAUGCCACCGAGGAGUACGAGUGGAGGGAUUAUGAGGACGACAGCGAUGAUGACAAUCUAUCACCAGCCGAACCACCUCCAGAGGCACCCACUCCACCUCCUGCGGAUGAAGGUCCCGUCAACGUCUUUGACUUCCUAGUCGCCAAUCCGACGCCUUCUGCCUCGAAUGUGUCUCUACUUCGGCCUACCCAACUCAGCAAAGAAACUCAACUGGUGCGGUUCGACUAUGACGCGGAAGCCUACCUUGACCCUGAAGGGCAAAUGCUGGAAGAAGGGGCUAUGGUUGAGUACGGCGCUGGGCCGGUUGCAGCCUCCCAGUUUGAGACCCCCGCACCAAAGGGAGAGAGGAGGAGGAGCAAGGAUGGCGAGAAAGACGUCAAGAAGGACAAGAAGCGGAAGCGAUUACACGUCGACGUCCACGACCAAGUCAUGACUGAUGCGCCGCCAGUACUACACUCGGGCUUGACGGGAGGAUUGAACAAGCUGAUGACUCGGCCGUCCGUCUUCCCGCCUUCGCCCGACUACUCUGGCGGUGACGUUGCCGAGACGCCAACCAGCCCUCUAAAAAAGACGAAGCAUUCCAAACAUGGCAAGCCCAGCCGCGCCGAAGCCAUUGGCAACACUCUGAUGGCCAUGAUCUCUUCGGGACCCAAGACCAAGACUAAGAAGCGCAAACAUAGCUCGCCGUCGGGGACAAAGAAGUCCAGCCGCCACCUCCUAGAGGGUGCGAAGGAACAGAAACUCCUCGAAUACCGGCCGGGCUCCAAGGAAGGAAAGGAGGGCGGCGACAACGCCAUGAUACUAUAUAAGCCUCGAGCCGAACACUUCCUGAGCUUCGUGAACAAGGGCCCGGAUAGCGAGCGAGGAUGCAGCAUGAACAAGGCACUGAAGCGCUACCAUCGCGAACGAAGCGCUUCCGCAAGCCAGUCCGUGAGCAAGCUGAUGGAAGAGAAGGAACUCUGGCGCUCGUUGAGGUUGAAGAAGAACGACCGCGGCGAGAUUGUCCUGUUCUGUGUCUGAAUUACGAUAAACCCGACCCAGCUGAGAAGAGAAGCCUCGCUCGGUACGCGGGUCUGGAGGAUUUAACGGAGUUGAUGUCGCAUGGAUUUUUCCUUCUCAUGAUACCUAUACACAGGCAUG